Molecule: messenger RNA, 312 nt
Organism: Spirometra erinaceieuropaei
Lineage: Eukaryota; Metazoa; Platyhelminthes; Cestoda; Diphyllobothriidea; Diphyllobothriidae
Source: the annotation of a GenBank genome assembly
AUGGAAUCGCCACGGUCUCCAGCUCGACAGGAAGCUCAAGAUGUACAAAGUAGUCCUCCUGCCGAAGCUGCUUCGUGGGGCAGGGACCUGAACGGUGUACAAGAAGCAGGCGCGGAAGCUCAACCACUUCCACCUCAGCUGUCUCCGGCGGAUACAGAAGCCGAGACAACAGGACCAGAUCUCGGACACAGACUUACUGGAGCGGACAAGAAUCCUCGGCAUCCCCGCCAUGCUGAGAUGACUGCGACUGCGCUGAAGCGGCCAUCUUGUGAGGAUGGACGACGAGUUACUACCCAAACAACUCUUCUAUAG